AUGUCGUCUGGCUCAGGAAGCCUCCGUCGCCAGGCCUCAGCUGUUCCUGGUCCCAAACCGCCUUGUUCAAUUCAUCCGUCUGCCAUAAUCUCCGACAAGGCUGUGAUUGUUGGCAUUCAUCCAGUAUCGAUUGGUGAGAAUGUAGUACUCCACCCCUUCGCCAAAAUCACAUCCAACACGGGGGCUGUUUGUAUUGGAAAAAACUGCGUUAUAUCGGAUCGUGCUAUUGUAGGGUUGAGUGAUAGCCCUGGAACUUUUGCUGGAACAACGGUCGAGCUUGAGGAAAGCGUCAGCGUCGAGAGCGGUUCGAUCGUGCAGGCCGAGAAGAUAGGAAGUGGCAGCACAAUUGAGGCCAACUCAACAAUAGGACCCGGUGUGGUUGUAGGCAAGUUCUGCAAAAUCACUGCAUCUUCCAACAUUCGAUCAGAAAACCUACCCGACUAUACCAUUGUCUACGGUGGAAACGCUAGGCGCAUAGACACAACCACAAAGACUCGAUCAGAUGUCAGAGACCUCAAGCUCAAGGGUCAAGCGAUGCAUAUCGAAACGCUGAAGCGUUUGGUCCCUAGCAACACUAUGAAGUGGCUUUCAUGA
Aureobasidium melanogenum CBS 110374 is the source of this 594-nucleotide messenger RNA. RefSeq names its product transferase hexapeptide domain-containing protein. Bases 1 to 594 code for a protein of 197 amino acids. The transcript has 2 exons. Gene Ontology annotation, cellular component: dynactin complex. Gene Ontology annotation, molecular function: dynein complex binding. The record is from RefSeq and is a predicted model, not a curated record. Gene Ontology annotation, biological process: mitotic spindle organization. NCBI's taxonomy places the organism in Eukaryota, Fungi, Ascomycota, Dothideomycetes, Dothideales, Saccotheciaceae.